Molecule: messenger RNA, 2830 nt
Organism: Amphibalanus amphitrite
Lineage: Eukaryota; Metazoa; Arthropoda; Thecostraca; Balanomorpha; Balanidae
Product: nephrin-like
Exons: 12
Coding region: 96-1973 (625 amino acids)
Source: RefSeq, a predicted model, not a curated record
CGCGACCCCGGUUACGCUGGCUGCGUAACGGUCGUCCACAAGAAGCAGAGGUCAGUAGUGACCCCGGGUCAGGUCAGGUCACUAGCGUGCUGCGGAUGGAGAGGCUGACCCGAGAUGACCUGCACGCGCGCCUGCAGUGCUCGGCAGAAAACAGCAACGUGACCCAGCCGGCCACGACCGAGGUGCUGGUUGACCUCAGCUUUCCGCCACUCUCUGUGACGAUCCUUGGCUCGCACCUGACACCGAUGACGGCCCAGUGGAACUACAGUCUCGUAUGUCGCAGUCAGGGCUCUCGGCCAGCAGCCAACAUUACCUGGUGGCUGGACGGGGAGCGGCUGCGCGGCCAGGCUGACACGGUUUCCAAGGACGGUUCAGUAACAACCAGCACGGUGCCAUUCAGACCAGAAACACGUGACCACGGCCGCCAGCUAGUGUGCCGGGCCGAGAACAGUCACGUGACCCCGGCGGCCAUGGAGGCGAGGCGACUGCUCGACGUGCGAUAUCCUCCUACCGUCAAAAUAAGUCUUGGAAAGGCUCUUGACCCGACCGGCAUUCGGGAGGGCACUGACGUCUACUUCGAGUGUAGCAUUACCGCCAACCCGGCUGCCUUCACCGUCACCUGGCUACACAACGGUGAGAAGCUCCAGCCGUCUCUGCGACCCGGCGCCGGUGACCAGGUUACCAUCAACGCGCGCAGUCUGGUGAUCAGAAACCUGACGCGCUCAGCGGCAGGCAGCUACGCCUGUACGGCAGUGAACCCCGAGGGUAGUGGGGAGAGUCCACCGGUGCAGCUCAGCGUCCAGUACGCGCCCGUGUGCUCGCCCGGUCAGCGGCUGCAGUACGCCGUGACCCUGCACCAGACCACCCGGGUGACCUGCCAGGUGGAGGCCGUACCUCCCGAGGUCACCUACAGAUGGCAGUUCAACAGCUCUCUGGAGACACUCGACCUGCCGUUCUCUAUGAGUUCCGCACACGGCCUCAGCAGCACGGUUUCCUAUACACCGACCACAGAGCUGGACUUUGGUCAGCUCCUCUGCACGGCGGAAAACAAGAUCGGCCGCGCCGCGGCGCCCUGUGUGUUCGACGUUGUUCUGGCAGGUCCUCCGAGUGCUCCGGCCAACUGUUCGCUGCUCAACCAGACGUCCGAGUCACUGCUGGUCGCCUGCUCCGGAGGAGGUCCCGGUCACAGCGACGGCACCGCGGCCGGCGCUCGGGAGAGGUCAUUCGUGGCCGAGCUGUAUGCCGUUCCCGACGGCCGCCUUCUGCAGAAUGUGAGCUCGCCAGUACCGAGCUUUGAGCUGCGGCGGCUGCCGGCUGGCCUGGAGCUCCGGCUGGAGCUGUAUGCGGUCAACAGGCACGGAAGGAGUGCGGCGGUGCUACUGGAUGGAUUCAGCCUCAAAGCUGCAGAGAAACGGAUGAGAGCCGAGACUGGGGACCAGGCCGAGUCGGUUGUGCCCCUGACGCCGGCCCUGGCCUGUCUGGCCGGUGCCGCCGUCUCGCUGGUUCUCGUCACCGUGGGGGCCGUCAUCUGCACACGAAACAGCCGCCGCAGGUCGCACCACACGGUGGCCGACAGAAGUUCGGACCAGCACAUCCUGCAGAAGGCGCUCAGCAGCGGCUUCGAGCGCGGUAUGGACGAUGCCGAGGCCGAGCCGGCGCGGGUACUGACUGUCUGUCAACUGGAGGACAGCAGUCCCGACGUGGUGCCCUGUCGACCGGAACACCAUCACGGGCCAUGCGAAUCGGCCCAUCUGUUGAACCACAUCAGUACAGAGGCCCCGAACAGCUUCAUACCGGAGCAGGGCGUCGCAGCCAGCAGCAGAAAACUGAGGCACACGGGUGGUGGAGGUGGGGGCUCACGCGAGCGGUCGGCGGUGCGGGUCGAACGCAGGACACCGGCUGCGCACGACGCCGGAGAACACAGUCACCUGGCGGCUGCCCUGCUCAGCAGCCAGCAUGAGAGCAUUGUGUGAUACGGCAGUGACGAGAUUGAGUGGAUGGGGAACGGGAUUAGUGUCAGAUCUCAGUGAAUAUGCGAAACUCAAACUCAUAUGAGUGAACAAUUGGACAUGUGUUUGGAAGGGGACCGUGAAUGGCGCUAAAACUCCGUGGACAUGAAACUCUGCGGUCUCUCGGGAGCUGAGGAUCGGGAGGGGUGCCAGAAGUUUGUAAAAAAAUGUUUAACUCAGUGUUGAUUAUUUCUGAACAAUGUAACGGCAUGGAGUCGUGUGAUACUGACAAAAGACAAUGCUGAACAAUCGACGUGAUACUCGUCCUAGUCACCAGUAGCGGCGGAACACCUUCAAUUGGGGGGGGGGGGGCACUGCCGACUUUUGGUCCCAUUCUUUCCAAGCAACGCCCAUAGGGAUAAUGUUAAAAUGGCAAAAUCAAGGGGGGCGGGGGGGGGGGGGGACACGGUGCCCCGGUGCCCCCCCCCUCCGUUCCGCCGCCAAUGCUAGUCACCAGCAGUGAUUUGGUCACCAUUGACUGCCAGUGACCCGAAAGGUUUGAUGCAUAGCUUCUGGAAUAAAAUACAAAUUAGGAGCAAACUGUAAUUGGGAUUGGAAUGAUAUCUAACAUGAAAUUACAAACUCUCAAUAGAUGACUUAAGACUAGAGCGUUUUUCUUUAUAAAUAAAUGUUUUGUGUGCUCUGUAAUAGGCAUAAUUUAGUGUGGUGAUCACGCGAAGAUAUUUGUCACAAAUGCCAUACAGUUGGUAAGCUUGUAUUUUUGUGCCUACUGCCUAGUUCAUUGUGACGUGGAUGAACUUCAUCGUUGCUGUUACGUGGCGCUCACCCGUUUGUAUUUGUAAUAAAAGGAUGAAUUACUU